AGGUGGCCCAACAUCGUGACAUGACAUCUGGCCCGUUGUCCAUUGCCUCCCACUAAACAAGAGAACGACUUUCGAGCGUAUUUGUCGUUGGCUUUUCAUCAUCAGCUCCCAGCUUUUGCGAUUACCGAGGCCUUUGCUUCUUUUUUCCUUUACCGAACUGCACUUCAUACUGACCGCAUCAUGUGGAUCAUCAACUGGUUUUACGAUAUUCUUGCCUCACUAGGCCUUCUCAACAAACAUGCCAAACUCCUCUUCCUCGGAUUGGACAAUGCGGGCAAGACGACAUUACUACACAUGUUGAAGAAUGAUCGUGUUGCAAUCCUGCAACCUACAUUACAUCCUACCUCUGAGGAACUAGCAAUUGGCAACAACAGAUUUACAACUUUCGAUUUGGGUGGUCAUCAACAAGCCCGCCGCCUCUGGCGUGAUUAUUUCCCUGAAGUCUCUGGCAUCGUCUUCCUUGUGGAUGCCAAGGACCACGAACGUCUCCCGGAAGCCAAAGCCGAACUUGACGCCCUUCUUGCCAUGGAAGACCUUGCAAAAACUCCCUUCCUGAUUCUCGGAAACAAAAUCGAUCAUCCUGAUGCCGUGUCGGAAGACGAGUUGAGACAUCAGCUGGGCCUGUAUCAGACCACAGGAAAGGGUCGGGUGCCGUUGGAAGGGAUCAGACCAAUCGAAGUGUUUAUGUGCAGUGUUGUCAUGAGGCAAGGUUACGGCGAGGGCAUCCGAUGGCUCGCGCAGUAUGUGUAAGCCUUGCACAUAGACAGGCCGCAUGGCGAUCCAAGUCCAGCCUCCCGGUCUUCGUCCGGUCAAUAUCAAGGGAACACCUUGAGACAUCAAUACUAUGAACAAGCCAUUCAAGAUCCCCCUCAAGGUUUGCACAAGCCUGAACGGGCCAUAUACCAUGGGGAAAGUCAGCUUCUCUACCACCAAGCGAGACAUCCCACGUUGGAGACCAAGUAAUGUCAGAUCAUGAAAUCCACAUUAGAAGCUCUUUCUUCACAGAUUCUUAAGCUUGUGCAGCAAUUGAGAUCUCUCUCUUUUUUUUUGCUGGCCAAUCCAUGGCUGUCUCGUCGUCCGAGGUAGAUCACCUUUACAAGCACACCUGUACCUUGUUUACUUCAAUUUUCAAUAGGAUCCUGGUAUCCGUUUGAUUGCAGAAUUCAGUCUUUCGCCGCACUGGGUCAAUCAGUCCCCAGCACCCACGCUCCCCCCCGGCCCCUUUCCAACCCCAGCAACAACGACAGGAGCAGCA
Molecule: messenger RNA, 1255 nt
Organism: Exophiala xenobiotica
Lineage: Eukaryota; Fungi; Ascomycota; Eurotiomycetes; Chaetothyriales; Herpotrichiellaceae
Product: small COPII coat GTPase sar1
Exons: 6
Coding region: 181-750 (189 amino acids)
Biological process (GO): membrane organization; intracellular protein transport; endoplasmic reticulum to Golgi vesicle-mediated transport
Cellular component (GO): endoplasmic reticulum exit site; COPII vesicle coat
Molecular function (GO): GTPase activity; GTP binding
Source: RefSeq, a predicted model, not a curated record